Messenger RNA from Camelus dromedarius (Arabian camel), 3406 nucleotides. It is a transcript of the gene SLC14A1, whose product is annotated as solute carrier family 14 member 1 (Kidd blood group). The record is from RefSeq and is a predicted model, not a curated record. Gene Ontology annotation, biological process: urea transmembrane transport. Gene Ontology annotation, molecular function: urea transmembrane transporter activity. Gene Ontology annotation, cellular component: membrane. The coding region runs from base 390 to 1703 and encodes 437 amino acids. NCBI's taxonomy places the organism in Eukaryota, Metazoa, Chordata, Mammalia, Artiodactyla, Camelidae. The transcript has 11 exons.
ACUCGCCUCCUUUCUGUCCAUUUCCAGUCCAUUUCUGUCCAUUUCCAACUGUUCAUCAUCGGGGCUUUGUCUUCUUAGAUCUAAUUUUUGCUCUUUUUCCCCUUGUCUUUUUUGAAUGGAGAACUGUGUUUCGGAUGGCAUCAAAGUCAGAGUUCUGGGAGACUAGAAAGCCAUUUACCAAAGCCACGGCUCCUUUCUGGAGGCUUGAAAGCAGAGUCUUUGUUCAUGGUUUCUGAAGCGGGGUGGAUCAGCACCGGAGCGCCCUGUGGAAGAGGGUUUUUGGCAACGAGUCCAUUUGAUGUGCUACAUGACUCUGAGCUCGCCAACGCUGUAUAGGAGUUUCAGGCUGUGUUCUUGAAAUAAUUAAGUGAAGUUGGAGAUGUAUCAAUAUGCCUCAAAAAAAAAACUCUAGAAAAAAAGCUGAGCACCUCCCACCCCACCACUUAGAAUCAAAACCUGCAGAAAAUAAGGAUUAUUGUAAGUACCAGGAAUCAGAGGAAGAGCUAGCCAUGGAGGACAGCCCCACAAUGGUGAAGGUGGACCAGGGCGGAAAUCAGAGUUCGCCGCGUCAGGCGAGAAGAUGCCUCCCCAAGGCGCUUGGCUACGUCACUGGCGAUAUGAAAGAACUGGCCAACUGGCUUAAAGACAAACCGAAGAUGCUCCAGUUCGUCAACUGGGUUCUUCGGGGCAUAUCCCAAGUGGUGUUUGUCAGCAACCCCAUCAGUGGAAUCCUGAUUCUGGUGGGACUCCUGGUCCAGAACCCCUGGUGGGCUCUCAAUGGCUGUGUGGGAGCAGUGGUCUCCACCCUGGCGGCCCUCUUACUCAGUCAGGACAGGUCCGCCAUCGCGGCUGGCCUCCAGGGUUACAAUGCUACCCUGGUGGGCAUCCUCAUGGCUGUCUUUUCAGACAAGGGGAACUACUUCUGGUGGCUCUUACUGCCUGUGUCUCUUAUGUCCAUGACUUGUCCAAUUUUCUCAAGUGCGUUGAGCUCCGUGUUCUGCAAAUGGGACCUCCCAGUCUUCACUCUGCCCUUCAACAUGGUAUUGUCAAUGUACCUUUCUGCCACGGGACAUUACAAUCCAUUUUUCCCAAGCCAGUUGAUCACACCUGCAACCUCGGUUCCCAAUGUCACCUGGUCUGACCUCAGCGCCCUGCAGUUACUGAAGUCCGUGCCUGUGGGUGUUGGUCAGAUAUACGGCUGUGAUAAUCCAUGGACAGGGGGCAUCUUCCUGGGCGCCAUCCUCCUCUCCUCCCCCAUCAUGUGCCUACACGCUGCGAUCGGGUCGUUUCUGGGGUUAGCAGCAGGACUCAGUCUUUCUGCUCCGUUUGAGGACAUCUACACUGGACUGUGGGGUUUCAACAGCUCUCUAGCCUGCAUUGCGAUUGGAGGAAUGUUUCUGGUGCUCACCUGGCAAGCGUUCCUCCUGGCUCUUGCCUGCGCUCUGUUCACUGCCUACCUUGGAGCCAGCAUGUCAAACCUGAUGGCUGUGGUCGGAUUGCCAUCUUGUACCUGGUCCUUCUGUUUGGCCACCCUACUGUUUCUCCUGGUGACCACGAAAAACCCUAACAUCUACAGGAUGCCGCUCAGUAAAGUCACUUAUCCUGAAAAAAACCGCAUCUUCUACCUACAAGCCAAAGAGAGGAUGGUUGAAAGCCCUUUACUCUGGGACGUCCCCAAACAAGUGACAGACACAUCAAGAUGAUGUGCUCUGGCUAUGGAAUUUUAGACCCUAAUAGGGCGCUGGCACUAAGAUUGUACUAUAUUUAUAAAGUCAGAAUGAUCCAACAGAAAGAGGAAAUGAGACCAAAGCUAAUUAUUGAUAUUUAUUGAUAUUCCUGGUGUUUGGUUGGCUAGACGAUGUUAACAGUAUUAAAAAUUAAUCUCUAUAAGCCAACUAAACCUUAAGUGAAUGGAAUUCACAGUCACAAGAUCAAAGUCAACCCAGAAUUCUCAGCUAAGCCACUGGGCUUCUUUAAGAUCAAUGCAAGUUACACAUCACAGCUGUGGUCCACGUGGCAGGGGUGCGGCCCAUCACUGAGCCCUUCCCCCAGCUCCUCAGCAGAAGGGCCUCCAUGCUGUCCCACGUGCGGGUCCCAUCUCUUACAGGAGAUGGUUGGUUUGGUUCAGGCUAGCAGAGCCGCAGGAGGAAGGAGGGAUCCUGUCCACAAAAAUUACUCUGUAGUGUCCCUUUUCUUGGAUUCUGCAAAGGAUUUUCUAGGUAGAGUUUAGUAUUAUCUUUUUUCUUAGGAGAAUGGAUUUGUUUUCAAAGAGGUAAAAGAAGAGAAGUUCCUGGCUUCAUCAGUUCCUAGAUAUUAAAGAAAAGUUACAUUUUUCUAAAAUAUUUCUCAUAGCUAUUUUUACUUUAAUCCCUAAAUUGGUUUUGUCAAUGCCACAAGUGCACAGACUCAAACCAUAAACAUCCAGGAGCCUCUGAAAGGCAUUUUUAAUUCAUUUAAAGAUGACUUAUACGUUAUAAAGACUGAAAGCUAAUGUCAGAUCGCUUCCGGGUGUUUCAAAGUUGUUGAAUUCUUACGUUAAAAAAAUAAUUGUGAUUUUCUGCACACUGACAGUGUUCUCGCUCAGAAACCAAUGGUAUUUGAGCUACCAAAAAGAAAUAUAGAUAAAAGAGGCCCCUGCUUUGUUUUGUUUGUGUGAGUUAUCAGUCCUAUAAAGAGUCUGUAACCCAAAAGCUGCAAGUGGUGAUAGGAAGCUCAGGAAUUUUGGAGGAUUGGAAAAGCGAAGCUGAAAUCCUAAAGGUUUUUUUCCUCUUCAGGUUGGCAGUGCCAAAUAUGCAGUUUGCUGAGUGAGCAAACAGAAGAAGGGCAGUAAACCUACAAAUAUUUUAGGGAACAGUUCACUCCUUCAUUUUCUCAAGAAAACAAACCUUGUUCCAAUUUUAAAACUUUGUGACCAAAGCCUUUUGAAACCAUGACUCCACAAUUGUCAUGGAGUCAUGCAUCUUCCUGCAGAAAAACUAAGUUUUCAGUGUUUGAACUGAAAUCUCCCUUGUCAGGGAAUUUGUGAAAUGAGAGUCGGGGGGGAGGGGGUGGUCAAAAAAGCAAGAUAACCAAAGAUAACCAGGAGUAAAGAACCUGGACCACAGCUGAGCGAACCAGACCCUCUGAACUGUCUCCAAGUCCAUCUUCAGAACAAAGCUCCAGCGUGUUGAUUGCACACCCUGUUCCUCUGUGCUCGUACGGACUUCUAAACAGGAACAUUUUAAAUUCUUGGACGUUGUCUAAUUUAAAUGGCAUAAAUUUGCUCAAGCUAUUUUUAUUACUAAGUAUUAUCCUAACAAUAUUAGCGAGUAUUUUAUUGGUUUUCUUAGGGAGCACUUGCAUUCUUUACUAUUGUCUGUAUGACAGAUUUCUAUGUAGGAAUAUGAAUAAAUUACAGUCACUGCUC